This is a messenger RNA of Plasmodium vivax (malaria parasite P. vivax), 778 nucleotides long. Its product is annotated as RAD protein (Pv-fam-e). The record is from RefSeq and is a predicted model, not a curated record. The coding region runs from base 1 to 600 and encodes 199 amino acids. NCBI's taxonomy places the organism in Eukaryota, Apicomplexa, Aconoidasida, Haemosporida, Plasmodiidae. The transcript is spliced from 2 exons.
AUGGGGGAAAAGUUUCAAUUCCCCAGAAUGUCCAUUAAAAAGCAGAAGAAAUGUGCCAUAUUUACAAACAAAAAAAAAGCCUGCGUUGAAUUUUAUCGUUACAUUGAAGAUCAGAAAGAGAAAUACAAUGAAUUAGUAAAAGCAUUAUCGGAGGCCUUUCAAGUUGCAGCAACAGAGGAAGGAAUGAGUGAUGAAGAUCGAACGAAAAUAUUUAACAGUUGUUAUCCUUCCAUUAAACAGGAUGCAGUGGUACAUGAAGGGUACUGGAAAACACGUAUUCUUUUAUUGUUAAAGAGAAAAAUAAUAUGGCUCAUUCAAUUUGAAAGAUUUUUACAAGAAUGCAAUGAUUCAUGGGAUGAAUUGAUAGCAAGAAAUGAAAAAAAAUGGAUUGAAAUUCUUACAGACAAGCUAAGAAAAUAUAACAUGGAAAAAAAAAAAGGAGAUCCAAGUACGGAGGAAAAUCAAAAGGAUAAAAACAGAAAAAAGAAUAAACUCAAAAAGUUAGCAGAUAAAAUAAACAUUGAUAUAUAUAUAUAUAUAAUACAUAGGAUUCUAACAAAUCAUAUGCGUGCAAUAUACAACCCACGUUGCUUGCAAUAGGCCAAAGAGGAAGAGGCAAAUAAUUACGCUAAUGAGGAUGAACAAAAACCUUUUAGAGUUAAAAACGUUAUUCGUAUUACCUCCUAUUGUAAUUAGCGGAAAUGUGGUAAGCGGAUUAUUGCUAUUAUUAACAAAUGAACUGAUUCAUUAAAAGCGAGUCAUUUUUUUUUUUAAAAGU